Molecule: messenger RNA, 618 nt
Organism: Punctularia strigosozonata HHB-11173 SS5
Lineage: Eukaryota; Fungi; Basidiomycota; Agaricomycetes; Corticiales; Punctulariaceae
Product: dsRNA-binding domain-like protein
Exons: 1
Biological process (GO): translation
Cellular component (GO): ribosome
Molecular function (GO): RNA binding; structural constituent of ribosome
Source: RefSeq, a predicted model, not a curated record
GAGGUGGAUCGCGAAGAGGACGACCAGAAGGACAAAGACGUUCGUCAAAAGCUCCGAGAGGCGCUCUUCACCUCGGAGCAGCAGAAAGCCCUCCACGAAUAUAUCGUCCUCUUCCGGCGCGUCGUGCAGCAGACGGAGAAGGGCCGACGCCCGCGGUUCUCGGUCCUCGCCGUCGUGGGCAACGGCAACGGCCUCGUCGGGUACGGCGAGGGCAAGCACGAGGAGGGCGAGGAGGCGAAGGUUAUGGCGUUUAAGGAGGCCUACCGCAACAUGGACUACGUGCCCCGAUUUGAGAAGCGCACGCUGUUCACCCCCUUGCGCACUAAGCUCGGCUCGACCGAGAUCAUCCUCCGGCCGCGACCCGUCGGAUUCGGCCUCGCAGUCAACCCUAACAUCCACAAGAUCCUCACCGCGGCGGGUAUCAAGGACUGCGGCGGGAAGGUGUGGGGCAGCCGGACGCCGCUCAACGUGAUCAAGGGCACGUUCAGAAUGCUCCUGUCCGGCAACGCGCCGUUGUCGAUGGGCAACGGUAUUGGCGGACCAGGGCGCAAGCUCGACAAGGGUUCGGGCGUCAUCUCGAAGGGCGAUGUGGAGCGGGCGAGGGGCCGGAAGCUGGUC